Caenorhabditis remanei is the source of this 1611-nucleotide messenger RNA. RefSeq lists its product as uncharacterized. Gene Ontology annotation, biological process: autophagosome assembly. The coding region runs from base 1 to 1611 and encodes 536 amino acids. Lineage: Eukaryota; Metazoa; Nematoda; Chromadorea; Rhabditida; Rhabditidae. Gene Ontology annotation, molecular function: protein binding. Gene Ontology annotation, cellular component: autophagosome membrane. The transcript has 5 exons. The record is from RefSeq and is a predicted model, not a curated record.
AUGGCCGAUGUGGUAGAUGAAUGGAGAAAAUUACGUUUGGAGAUUCUCAGUCGAUUAAACAAACGAGAGCGACAACAGAAAAACAUAAAAUCAAUGCUUAAUAAUUAUUACAAACUGGACGAACAACUACAGCAAUCACACAGAUCUCGAUCGAUUUCUGUUGGCAAUGAGCAAUCGAACGGAACCGCAAAUGAUCGAUUAGCACUGAUGAAAGAGGAAAUGGCGAAUGUUUACAGAAUGAAAAGCAAGAAUGAUCAAGAUUUAAUCGAUGCGAAUCGAAAACUAUCAGACAGUGAAGCUCGUUAUUCUCUCGUAUUGUCGCAAAAAGAAAAACUUAGAAAAGAAGUUGAUGCUCUCCUAGAGAAAAAUAGAAUUCUUGAGGAGGAACUAGCUGAUCUCAAAGAGAAAAACAAUGCGAUCAACACAGAACGAGUUGCUCUCGUUGCUACAUGUACAUUUUUGACUGAAAAGAAAACUCAGUUAGACAGCGAGAGGUUCCAGUUAUUGAACAAAAUCCGAGAACUUCAAGAGAAAUCAGCAGAAUUAAUGAAUGCUGAAAUUGUGUUGCAAGAAGAGCGUGCACAGUUACGGAUACGGGAACAAAUUGCCAGAGCCACGGCUGAUUUGAAUCUUGGUGAUGAGCGAGCUUCGGCGACAUUUGGAAAUUCACCAGAUGCCGAUGAAUUCAUGAUGACCGAUGUUCUCCCGUCAGAAGUAAAAUUCAAAAUGGCUGCACAUGAAGGAGAAGUACAUGAUAUUGAAUGGAUGUCAGAUGAUAUGUUUGCAACUGCUGGUAGCGAUGCAAAAGUUCGAGUUUGGAGAGUAUCACCCAAUAAAACAGAAGCUUCUAAAGUAUCCACAUUAACUGGUUGUAUGGGACCUGUUAAUCGAUUGGAUUAUGAUGCUCAACGUCACGUAGUCCUCGCAUCGAGCAACGAUAAAACCUGCAGAUUGUGGAAUGUCGAUUCACAAAGACUUUUGAGUACAUUCUCUGGUCACACAGACAAGGUUUCAUCUGCAAGAUUAUUCCAAUCACACAAUGUGAUUUCGGGUUCGACAGAUCGCACUAUCAAACAAUGGGAUAUAAGUAGUAUUCGUUGUAUCAGAUCAUACCUUGUCGGAUCAACCGUAUUCGAUAUUGUAGCCAGAUGUGGAGUUUCUCAAUCAAGUUUCAUUUCUUCUCAUUUUGAUAAGAAGGUGCGAUUCUGGGAUUCACGUUCAUCAGAUCCAACUUAUUCAAUAGAACUCGGUCAAAAAGUCAGCUCACUCGAUGUUUCCAUAGACGGACUACAAAUUCUUGCAUCAUCUCGAGACGAUACUCUUUCAUUGAUUGACGUUCGGAAUUAUGGAAUAAUUCAUUUGUAUUCUGCGGAACAGUACAAAACGAGUUGUGACAAUACACGAGCAAUAUUUUCAUCAACUGGAGAGUAUGUGUUAGCUGGAUCUUCUAAUUCGUCGGUUUAUAUUUGGAAUACAAAGACAACAAAACUCGAAAAGGUCGUCAAAACGGCAAGGGAAGAUUCCAACCAAAUCAUGUCACUGUCGUGGAACCCGUCAGGAAGAGGUCUUUUGGCUUGCGAUCGUCAAAAAACAUGUACGCUUUGGAGAUAA